Molecule: messenger RNA, 675 nt
Organism: Fusarium coffeatum
Lineage: Eukaryota; Fungi; Ascomycota; Sordariomycetes; Hypocreales; Nectriaceae
Exons: 4
Coding region: 1-675 (224 amino acids)
Biological process (GO): peptidyl-proline hydroxylation to 4-hydroxy-L-proline
Cellular component (GO): endoplasmic reticulum
Molecular function (GO): procollagen-proline 4-dioxygenase activity
Source: RefSeq, a predicted model, not a curated record
AUGCCAAAGCCAAAGAACAAGGCAUCCAAGCCAGGCAAAGUAGAAGCUUUAGCGACAACAUCACAAGUUCCACCAUCAUGGCCUGCUUUCAAGCCGCCUCUGCCUGUAGUCGACCUUUCUCCCGAGCCGCAUCCUCUAACAUCAAAGGUGGUUCUCAUACCUUCGUUCUUCCCUCGAAAUCUCUGUCGUGAGUACGUUGGUUUCCUCAAGACCUUGCCUCUCCAAACAACUCCUGGUCGCCCCAAACGGGGCGAGGCAGUGAGAGUCAACGACCGCUUCCAGAUUGACAGCCAGGAUUUUGCCAUGCGAUUGUGGGAGAAAACCGGCUUGAAGGAGGCUUUGCUCGAGGGUGAUUUCAACGACAAAUGGGGCGGCGAACCAGUCGGACUAUCCCCGAAUAUUCGCAUAUAUCGUUAUUCAAAGGGACAAUUCUUCGACUGCCACUACGACGACUCCAAUACUCUCACCCUGCCACUCGACCCGCCAAUACCGGUUAAAACCACGUGGACCCUUCUUCUCUAUCUAACAUCUGCCGCAGAAGGCUGUGUCGGAGGCGAGACAGUGUUUUACCCAAGGGAUCGCAGAUCACCUCGAGAGGAGAUUGCCGUCCCCCUUGACACAGGCAUGCUUCUUCUACACAAGCAUGGCGAUGACUGUCUUCUUGUUUUCGAAUAG